AUGUAUUACGACUUGAACGUCCCAGUCGUCGCACAUGAAGUCACAGGCGCAUCCCAGUCGAAAAAGAAUAAAGGAAAACAACCACAGCAGACCGUUUCCCUGUUUACUCCUGCUCAGUUAGCCACUAUCGAGGCCCGAGUUGAUCUUCUCAUUCAUCUGGGAUACAAUGUAAUCGCGUUUAACCAGACCGUCAACAAGAAGAUCGACCCCAAGACGCACGUCAACGUCCUCGACACGCUGUUGUUGCAGCUAAAAACCCGGCCGCGCGUGUUGUUCUUGAAAAGGUUGACCAUAGUUCUCGACGAAGAAAGUGAAAAAGGUUUUGGUCUGGCUAGUGCGAAUGCCUCAGUCAUCGAACCAUAUGACAUCGUUGCUCUCGCGCCGACGACUGCAGCAACGUUUUCCUCGGCGUGUCUGACACACAGUCUCCCUUCACCUCUGACGGCCCACAUCAUUACUCUCCAGCUGACAUUGCCGCGACUUCCAUUUCAUCUUAAACACACCCUCGUGCGCACCGCAAUCAAGAACGGUGCAGUCUUCGAAAUCAAUUAUGCUGGAGCUCUUGGUGAGAGUGGAGCAAAUUCAUCGGCUUUGGGGGUAAGCGACACGGGAUCGAGUGCUAAACGGAAUUGGUGGGCCGCUGCACGAGAAGUAGUCCGUGUCACCAAGGGAAAGGGGAUAAUUGUCAGCAGCGGCGCGCUUGCAGAAGCGGAUUAUCGUGGACCAAGGGACGUGCAAAAUCUCAUAUGCCUUCUUGGUUUGGCGCAGAACAUGGCUCACGACGCUUCUGCCGUCACGCCAAAGUCCCUUCUCAUACGGGCUCAAACACGUAGAACAUAUCGUGCUGUCUUAUCUGAACCGAAAUUAGUCUUUCCCCCCCCGCAAACUUCCGGUCCUGCCACCCAAGAUUCUGACAUCUGCCUAAGCCAAACGCCUCAACCUCCGUCUAAUAAUCGUACUGUAACCACGGAUAUUCCAAGAGACGUCGAAGUGGACACUUGUGGGUCUAAAAAGCGUGCUCGCGAACAAAGCAUUUCUGGUGGUGCCACAUCCAGCCCUGGUGGUCCAGCUAACGGACCGCCUAAUCUUGGUAUCAGUGGUUCUAGUCGGCCACCUAAAAAGAAAGGUAAACAUGUAACAUAA
Pisolithus orientalis is the source of this 1143-nucleotide messenger RNA. Its product is annotated as RNase P subunit p30-domain-containing protein. Gene Ontology annotation, molecular function: RNA binding. Bases 1 to 1143 code for a protein of 380 amino acids. Gene Ontology annotation, cellular component: nucleolar ribonuclease P complex. Lineage: Eukaryota; Fungi; Basidiomycota; Agaricomycetes; Boletales; Pisolithaceae. Gene Ontology annotation, biological process: tRNA processing. The record is from RefSeq and is a predicted model, not a curated record. The transcript has 5 exons.